Messenger RNA from Vigna umbellata (rice bean), 1695 nucleotides. The record is from RefSeq and is a predicted model, not a curated record. NCBI's taxonomy places the organism in Eukaryota, Viridiplantae, Streptophyta, Magnoliopsida, Fabales, Fabaceae.
AUGGCUCGUACUCGAGGAGGUUCCUCUUCACAUCGCGGAGAGAGUUCGUCACAGGGUGAGAGGCGGAGACCUAUAGCUUCUGCUCGUAGAAGACGUGGAGCAGUUGAGUCUGAUAUUCAUGUUGAGGACCAUGGAGAUGUGAGGUUUCACGAGGAUGCAGUUGAGGAUCAUGAGGAUGUUGCUGAAGGUGGAUUUCCUGGAGGUCCAUUAAACUCUUCAGUAUUGACACAUUACAUUCAUCAUGUUGCUUAUGCGAUAUGGCAGGGUCGGGAACGGCAGGAGAUCAAGUUGAUCUCCCAUGGGAAGAAGUUAAACAGAUUAGGAUCCUGCCACGAGGGCAUUAGAGACAUCGUUAAUGGUUCUGGUCUGAUGUCUUUGGUGGGCAUGUCAUAUGACUAUGUCGAUAGGGGUCUAUUGCUGGCAUUUGUAGAGAGAUUUCAUUUCGAGACUUGCAGUUUUCAUCUCCCCGUGGGUGAGAUGACUUUGACUUUAAAUGAUGUGUCAUCGUUGUUGCACCUCCCAGUUUUAGGGCAGUUAUGUCAUCUAGAGGAAGUAGAUUUUGAAGACAGUAGAUGCGGCAUUGUGGAGCUUUUAGGCGUGGAUGGCGGGAGAGCUAGUGCUGAGUUAACUGCAGCUCACGGUGUGAAAGUCAGAUUGAGCUGGCUUCGAGACAUCUAUGCUGAGCACUGUGAACAGCAACAGUGGGAGUAUGCUGCCCGGGCAUACUUGUUGCAUCUAGUUGGAUGCAAUAUAUUUGCUGAUAAGACUGCAACAUCCAUUCGCGUGUCUUAUCUUUUGCUCUUUAGAGACGUACACAUAUGUGGUCGAUAUGCGUGGGGCGUUGCUGCACUAGUAUACAUGUAUGACCAGCUAGGAGAUGCCAGCUUGGCUUCGACCAGACAGAUGGCAGGUUAUUUGACUCUGUUACAGAGUUGGAUAUAUGAGCACUUCCCUACAUUGGGAAGAAGGCGUAUGGUGUCUUCGUACAUGGAAGACAGACCUCGUGCUGCAAAGUGGGAGUCACCGAGGCAGGGUUCCACCCUCUUAGAGGUCAGGGUACACUUGGAUGCGCUUACAUAUGAUUUAGUCAUUUGGUACCCUUAUGAGUCACAUCGGGAGAGUCGUCCUUUUUACGGCGUUUGUAUGUUCUCGGGAUGGAUCAGGAUUGGUGAGACAUUGUGUCGACAUUUGCCUGAACGUGUUUUGAGGCAGUUUGGAUUUCAGCAGUCCAUCCCUCGAGACCCACCUGUUGUUGCAAAUGCGGACAUACUGGUGACCGAUGAUGUGUGGUUGCACUAUCGUGAUCACGUUGUUAGGGGUGUGUCCGUAAGUAGAUUCCCAUCUGAUUGUGUUGAUGGUUACCUUGCUUGGUUUAGGAUCAUAUCUCAUCCUUACAUUAUUCCUGCUGAUGACGACCGACCGAGUCUUGCUCCCAGACUCCGACGUGACAUUCCUGAUGAAGUGCCGCAGCAUCGUAGAUCGGCUUCACAGUCUGGUGUAGUCAGGACAUUUGGUAAAAGGUUACAACAAAUGCUCUAUUGUAGGGAAAUUCCCGAGGGGACGAUAGGAUACACUCAUGCACGGGAGCUACUGGAUUUAGCUGACGCAGUCGUUAAAGAGUACUCACCCACCAGGAUAGCUGCCAGGAAUGUUCGUGACAGGCAUAUUCGUGGAAGACGAUCUACUUCAAAUUGA